UGAAAAAAAGGAGCAACAUCCGCCUCCCAACACCGGCCGCAAGUGCCUAUGGCGGCUCCCCCAGCAACAUCCGCCUCCGAACUCCGAAUCAACUACGCCCCCGACGAGCGAUUGAGCGCGAGUCAAAAAAAGGACCGCCAAGGAAGCGAGCGCGGAAUCAGGCGAGAUCCCCUUCGCCUACGACGCCAGUAGGCUCGAGAAUCGCGUCCAGCUCGAGGCCGACCGAGAGCGCGUGCAGGCAGCUGCUGGGCCUGCAGUUCCACCACACGUCCGGCGACCUCUACUACGGCGACGCGUACCUGGGGCUGAUGGGCGGCGGGCGCCGCGACGGGCUGGCGGAGGCGGUGGCGGUGCGCCACUCAACUUCGUCAACAGCGUGGAGGUCGACCUGGAGACCGGCGACGUCUACUUCACCGACAGCAACACCACGUACUAGCGGAGCCGUUUCAUGCGUCGCCCGAUCCGUGCAUUCAUGUGUCAUCCGCUCGCAUCCGCCCCACACGCGACACAAGAUGCAUGCUUGUUGUCCAGGUGCCUAGAUGGAGUGGACUGUCGAACGCGCGAGCCACCAUAUUCGGCGAUGGUUACCCUUUGCCAGAUGAACAAUAGGUUUCUUGUUUACUGUCUUUUGUUGUUAGAUACUUCAAUCAGGUAGGUAGUUAGUGCUCCGUUUAUACUGGCAUUUCUUGUCAUAUGAUAGUCACUUCGGGCUUCUGAAUGCUACUAUGAAACUGUUUUUUGGUAGUGAAUUUUAAUCAUCUUAAAAUAAAUAUUCUUACUUUGAUUUGGGAAGAUUUGUGUUGACCUAUGAAUAAGACUUUGACUGGAGGUGCAAUUCACUGUGCGCUUCCCUGCUAUACAGCUGACAUCUGUUUUCUGCCUUUCUUUUACCUUCUGGCAUAAGUCAAUUGUUGCCAAGGCGCAGAAAUAAAUUUUAUUAGGUAUAUCUUGUUUAUGAUCAGAUCUCACGGCUUCGGUGGUGCCUCAAGUGUAUGUCAGGUAGUAGCCCUAAGAUUUCAUCAGCAUUCUUAGCAGUAAUUGCUAUAGUAUCAAAUGGGAUUGUGGUACGAGUUGCUCGAUUACUAACUGUUGCUAUAGAGUGUGAAGCUAAGUAGGUAAUAACAAAAGGGGUUAAGGUUUAUGUGUGGUGCUUACUGUAUUUGUUUUUAUUAUUUUCUUGUGCUUUAUACAUGUACUGUCAUUCUUUUACUCUGAUGUUCUUUUACUGCAAAGUUCGACACAAUAUAUUUUUAUAUGAAAGACUGAAGAUUACUUAGUAUUGUUUUCUAUUUCUGUUAUCCUCUUUGCAGAUCUAUAUUAGGAUGAUGAAAACAGUGCUACUUGAUGUGAAGUCCACCAAUACUAUAGAUCAGAUUAAGUCUAAGAUCGGUGCUUUAGAGGGGAUUGACAAUAGCCCUCAAGCGCUCUUUUUUGCUAGAAUUAUGGUAGCAGUCAGGUUUCAGAUUUCUAUGAAUUCGGUGAAUAAAAUGAGCUUAUUGGCGUUGUCAAUCUUUUUAAAUUUCCUGAAAUUAUGAUAAAAGUAUAUAGGGUACCUAUUCAAACAAUAUGGCUGUUAACUACAUACUAUUUUUAUAAGUUACAUUGUAUUAUGUAGCAGAUAAAAAGGAGAAUAUCUUGUGUAGUUGUUUUCCUAAAUUAUAAUAGGCAGUGGUUGUAGCUAAAAUAUUAUUAUCUUGAUAUAAAGACUACUAAAUUAUCACUUUUAUGAGAACAAUGUGAUUAUCUGGACAGUUCCCUUCAAGUUAUAAAGUGUGGUAGCAUAAUUGCAUUUCAGGGAAUCAGUGCAAAGCUUGCAGCUGAUUCUGGUCGGAGAAUGGACCGUUCCCUCCUCCCUCCUCCCGCCCCUUCCCCUCCCGCCCCUUCCCCUGCCCUCCCCGACGGCGAGUCCCCUGCCCUUCCCGGCGCCAUCCUCCCCCACCCAUCUCUGGCGGCCGCCGUGCAGCCGGCAGUGCCCUUCUCCACCAGCCGCACGUCGUCCCUUACCCCAAGGGCGGCGGCCACCCUCCAGGCGUCGGGACGUCUUCUUCUUCACCAGGAUCUCGUUCGCUCGUCCCACUCUUCUGGUCGCGGCAAGGCUCUCAGGUGGAGAGACUCCAGCCCUUCGUCGGAUUCGUUGGAUGUUGGGAGCCCUUCUUCGUUCAAGGAUAUCCUGCUCGCGGGAACGGUCUCGGCCUCAGUCUCGGUGACGUCUGGGGACAUAGUUUCCCAUGGCGCCCAGGCUAGGACCUUGCAGGCCUCCGUGCAGAAUUCCUCUGGUGAUGGUGGACGGUUUGUCCGUCGGUCUUCCCCACUGCGCUCUUUGGUUCAGCCCAUGCGUCAGAAGCCUCUGGUGGAUCGUGAUGGUUUCACACUUGUGGAGAGUCGCCGCACACAGAAGCAGAGACGCCGCCUGGAGAAGUCGUUUGGUAUUCAAGCUCUGGAGACCUUUAAAGGACGGUGCUUCAAGUGCCUCUCACCUCAUCACCGGGUUGCCCUCUGCCGUUCCAUCAUCCGCUGCCUCCUUUGCCAUGCACCUGGGCAUACAUCCUACACUUGUCCGCGUCGCCUCCCACCGGUCUGCUCGCGCAUGGCUGGACGUCUGCGUGCUCCUGUUCAUCGGCUGCCUCCUGUCCAUGCGGCGCAGUGCUCUGUUGAUGCUGCCGAGGGGCCACUCCCAGAUGUGAGUCGUGGUAGACGGCGUCGCCUGGAGUCCGACAUCGCUGUUGACGCUGGUGAUGGUGUCUGCACGGAGCCACAUUUUGCUCCUACCCGGAUCAUCCCAUGGUCUCCAAGUUUCAACCAGAGGACUGAAGUGCUUGAUCGUGCCAUUGUUCUCACGGUAACUGUGGCCAUUAAUGAAGCAGUUGAGGAAGCUAUUUUGGACAGCUUUGCGCGGCGACUGGCGCUUGUUCAUGACUCGCUGUCUAUGUGUCGACUGGGUCCUGCAUGUCUUCUUCUUAUUCUUCCAAGUUUAGAAAUGGCGGACCGUGCUUUUGAUGGGGGCAGAAUUGUGAAUUUAUCCCCCACAACUAAAAUCCAUGUUAUGCGGUGGAGCAGAACCCUUAACUCAUCUGCGGCGGCGUCUCUGCCUUUCCAAGUUGAGAUUGAUGUGUCUGGCAUCCCUGCACAUGCUUGGGAGUUGGAAACUGUGCAUGCUCUCCUCAAUGAGUGGUGCUGGAUUGCUGAUCUUCACCCAGAUUGUGAGCGUCAGCGUGAGGUGUUCAAGGUUACCGCCUGGUGCUCCAGCCCGGGCUCCAUCCCCAAGGAGUUUAAACUUGAAAUUGUUGAUCCGGUCACAACCGAUGGUGGCAUGCUGCGUCGUUCAUUGGUCUACCCUAUCCGGGUGUCGGUGAAGGUCCUUGAUCGACCGGACAUGUUGCAGUCCCUACAGCCGUCACCUCCUCCGGCGGAGGAUGAUCCCGAUCAGGGCAGGCGGCGGAGGCGACGUCGAUCUAGGAGGUCGUCUUUUGGUAUUAAUGCUCCCGGAAAAGGUUCGACUACAGCGGUCUUGCCUCGGGUGUCGGUUCAUCAGCGACUUGGGCCGCGCGUGCAAGCCUGUGGGAAGGAAGGUGUCAGGGUGCCUCGCCUGGCGGUCCAUAAACGGCUAGGCCCUCUGGGGAUAUUUAACGCUGAUAAAGGUGCAGUCAAGAAGAUGAAGCGAGUUUGGAUUCCCAAGAGAAAGUUGGAGUCAUCUGUGUCUGUUUGGAGUCCUAAGACAUCGUCUGCUCUUGUGUCUCCACUCCCGGUUGCGGUUGAUGAUGCAUUUUUGGAAGCUACUAGUUCUACUGUCGUUACUGAAGAUACUUUGGUUGGCUCUCCAGAGGUUAUUCCAGUGGAUGGUGGAAUCUGUUCGGAAGCUGCUAUUAUUUCUGAUGCUCCAGCCCGGUUUCCCAUGGUUGAAUCUGUUCUGCAGGACGUAAAUGUCCUCUCCGAGGGAGUGGGUCUUCCCUUGGUUGAAUCUGAUUUCCAGAACAUUCACCUUAUGGAGUCUUCCUUAUCAAGGAAGCAUCUUAUGUCACCAAGUCUGUUAGUUUAUUCCAGGAAAAGACAUCAAAAGCUACAGCUGAUUGACAGUAUUGAUGAGAAUGGCAAUGUCGGGGCUGCUGCAGAUGCUAUAAUUUCUCCAGCUUCGGCGACUGGUUUGGCUGCUGAUGGGACAUAUCACGUUGGUCAGGGCCCAGUCAUUAUCGGGGUUGUGGCAGAUGCUAUUGUGUCUCCAGCCACGGCAAUAACUUUUACAAGUUCUGAACCUAUUUCGAGUUUGGUUGAGCCUACUGCGGCUGUGGCAGACAUUCUGAUGUCUCCAGCUGGGGUGGCUCCCAGUCUUCUUCCUUCUCCUUCUGGCGAGCAGGAGACUUCCCAGUCUUUGCAGAGAGAAGAGUUCAUUAAAUCUGUUACUCGGCAACCUUCUAAAUUGCUUCCUGCUCCUCCAGUCAUCUUGAAGAAGAAGGACAACAAAUUGCCCUCCAGAUCGGUGCCACGUCGCAGCCGCAGAGUUGCUGGUGUAGGCGUUGAAUUUAAUGCCUCUGACCUUGACAGACGUGCUAUCAAGAAAAUCAUGAAGGCAGUUGGUAUAAUUGCUGAUAAUGUGGGGAUUGACCAGAGGGCUCAAGAGGAGUAUGCUGAUCUUUUCAAGACAUCUUUGUCUGAUAUUCAUGUAAAAGCCCUUGCAGCCUUGUUUGGCUGGCAGGUUCCUGACCAAUUGUAGGGUCUAGGAUUGGAUCUGCUUUGUUUUUCCUUUUGUUGUUCUCAUCGCCCUUGUGUCAAUGAAUCCGGAACGUGUUCUGAUAUGGAAUGUAAGAGGAUUAAAUUCCUCGGCUAGGCAAGACUCAGUCCGUUCUUUAGUUACUUCCUCAAAAAUUGAUAUCAUUUGCUUACAAGAAACUAAAUUGGAUGUCGUUACCAGAGGGGUCCUCCUAUCAGCCUUAGGCUCCGAGUUUCUUAAUUUUAUCGAGCUACCUGCUGUUGGCGCCAGUGGUGGGAUUUUGGUGGCUUGGAAACAAGAUGUGGUUGUCACAGGCACGCAAUAUAUCCGGAAUAAUAGCGUCUCAGUACAAUUUCUCAAUGGAAAUGGGAGCCCCUGGUGGCUUACUUGUGUUUAUGGACCGCAGGGAAAUAAUGAUAAGAUCCUAUUCCUGCAGGAACUCAGAAAUUUGAGGGGGCUGUGUCUUGGACCAUGGAUGAUUGCUGGUGAUUUUAAUUUGAUCUAUAAAGCUGAAGAUAAGAAUACCCCACACUUCAACCGGGGUAUGAUGGGAAGAUUUCGCAAUCUGAUCAACGACCUUGCUCUGAGCGAUCUUCCUCUGAAUGGUAGAAAAUACAUGUGGUCCAAUCAGCAGGCUAAUCCUACCUUAGUGAAGUUGGACAGGGUUUUAUGUACCUUGGAUUGGGAGGAAAUGUUUCCGAAUUCUCUGCUUCAAAGUCUGGCCUCCAAUGACUCUGAUCAUUGUCCCCUUCUUUUGGGUUUGAGGGAUAACAUUUCGGGUAGGCGCAGGUUCCAUUUUGAAGCUUUUUGGCCCAAGAUUGAUGGUUUUUUGGAGGUUGUUCAGUUGGCAUGGCAUUCUGUCCCUGUUUCGAACUGUCCUUUUUCCACUCUGAAUCUUAAGUUGAAAGCUGCUGCUAAAGGGCUGCAUGAAUGGAGUGCUAAAAAAGUUGGAAAUAUUUCGUCCACUUUGGCUCUGGCCCGAGUGUUGUUGCAUCACUUGGAAGUUGCCCAAGACUCUCGCCUGCUGUCUCCAGCUGAGUUGUGGUUUAAAGUAAAUCUUAAGAAACAUUCUCUGGCCCUUGCUUCCCUUCAAAGGACUAUUGCUAGGUUGAGGUCCAGAAUUGGAUGGCUGCGUGAGGGGGACGCCAACACUAAACUGUUUCAUAUGCAUUCCAGAUUUCGAAAGAAGAAAAAUUUCAUCACAAAAUUGGUGUCCAAUGGAGCAGUCCUCUCUAGUCAUGAUGACAAGGCCAAUCUGAUUGAUGAUUUUUAUGGCAGGCUGCUGGGGCUCUGCAGUGAUAGAGAGCAUACUAUAUCCUUGGAAAAUUUGGGGAUUCCAAACUUUGAUCUGUCAGCCUUGGAUGCCCCAUUCUCAGAAAAGGAAGUGUGGGAUACAAUCUGUCUUAUUCCCUUAGAUAAGGCUCCUGGUCCGGAUGGUUUCACGGGGAGAUUUUAUAAGGUUUGCUGGGAUAUUAUCAAGGUUGAUGUUAUGGUUGCGUUUUCGGCUGUUGGAUGCAGAAGAUUCAUUAAUUUUCAUGUUCUAAACACUGCAUAUAUCACCCUCAUCCCAAAGUUUGAAGGGGCUGAUCAAGUAAAAGAUUUCAGACCUAUAAGUUUAGUUCACAGCUUCGCAAAACUGCUCACUAAACUCCUUGCUAAUCGUCUGGCGGGUAGAUUACACACUAUGGUGUCUCCUAAUCAAAGUGCCUUUAUUAAAGGUCGCUUCAUUCAGGAUAAUUUUAUGUUAGUGCAACAGACUACUCGCUUUCUCCAUCAACAUAAGCUUUCUCGAAUCCUCCUGAAGUUAGAUAUCUCAAAGGCUUUUGAUUCAGUUGCUUGGCCUUUCCUCCUCGAAGUUCUGCAACAUUUGGGCUUUGGUCAGAUAUUGAGGGACAUUAUUAGUGGUUUGCUAUGGACCUCUUCAUCCCAGGUGUUACUUAACGGACUGCCUGGACAGACUAUUAUUCACCGACGUGGUCUUAGACAAGGCGAUCCUUUGUCCCCUUUUCUGUUUAUCUUGGUCAUGGAUAUUUUGGUAUUCUUAUUUAACCGUGCUGAACAGGUUGGGCUGUUGCAGCCCCUUGCCCCACGGAUUUUGCAGCACCGGAUUUCGUUAUACGCUGAUGAUGUGGUGAUAUUUCUUCGUCCGACUGCUUUGGAUAUCAAUAUUACUUUGGAUAUUCUUCACCUCUUUGGAGAGGCUUCCGGCUUAUGUACUAAUGUCUUGAAGAGCAGUGUAUAUCCUAUUAGAUGUGACGAUCAAGACCUUGCUGUGCUUCAUGACUUGCUACCUUGCGAGGUGGCUGAUUUUCCUUGUCGGUACUUGGGUCUACCGCUAGCUAUUAAAAAGGUCACUAGAGAUCAGAUUCAGCCCAUCAUUGAUAAGAUUGCAAAUAAACUUGCUGGUUGGAAGGCUGAUUUAUUGACUAAAUCUGGUCGUAAAAUCCACGUCCAGUAUGUUCUCACAGGGAUGGUCAUUUAUCUUGCUAUGGCUGUGGAUCUUCCAGCUUGGGUGCUCAAAGCUAUUGACAAGAUUCGUCGUGGGUUUCUAUGGAGAGGGCGGAAAGAUGCAAGAGGUGGUCACUGUCAAGUGGCCUGGGGGACUGUUUGCAGGCCUAUUGAGCUGGGUGGACUUGGUAUUUCGAGCUUAAAAGAGCUUGCCUGGUCACUUAGAAUGCGCUGGUUAUGGUUGGCAAAAACUGAUCCAACUCGCCCUUGGAUUUCUAUUUCUAUCCAUGUUCCUAAGAAAGUAAAAGAUUUCUUCUCAAUGGCUAUGCAAACUGAUAUUGGUAAUGGUGCUUCCACGCUUUUUUGGACAGAUAGGUGGCUGUCGGGACAUAGAAUUGCAGAUUUGACUCCACGGUUAUUCAGAAUUAUUUCUAAGCAAAGGACUAAUCGGAGAACAGUAUUGGACGCUCUUUCCAAUCACAGCUGGAUUUCGGACAUUCAGGGGGGCCUUUCAGUGGGUGUUAUCAACGAGUAUCUUCUCCUGUGGGAUUUAUUAGAUUUGGUUCAGCUAAGACCUCAUGUUGAAGACAAGCAUUUCUUUCGCCUUGCUGCCAAUGGAAAAUAUUCUUCCAAGGAAGCUUAUAGGGGUUUCUUUAUUGGGUCAAUUGAGUUUGAGCCUUUUCAUAUAAUUUGGAAGACUUGGGCUCCUCCGAAAUCUAAGUUUUUCAUGUGGUUGGUCGCUCAUAAGAAGGUGUGGACAGCUGAUAGGUUGCAAAAAAGAGGUAUGGAUCAUCCGGAGAGAUGUCCAUUAUGUGAUCAGGAUCAGGAAACCUUAAAUCAUAUGCUGCUGGGCUGCGUCUUUGCUAGAGAAUUUUGGUUCAAGCUGCUUCUUCUUGUAAAUCUACAACACUUGGCCCAUCAGUCCUGUGAAGGGGUUUUUAUGGAUUGGUGGCAAGACUUGAGCACCAAGAUUCCUGGGGUUGCAAGAAAUGGUCUUAAUUCUCUUGUCAUUCUUGGUGUUUGGACCCUUUGGAAACAUCGCAAUGGCUGCGUUUUUGACAAUAAGAGUCCUAGUGUGGCUGCUGCUAUUAGAAGCAUUGGUUUGGAGAUAGAUCUUUGGGUUAUGGCUGGUGCAAAGAAGCUGUCCUUGCUUACUGCCCCCAUCCCAGGUCUACUUGUUAGCUAGAUAUCUGUAGUGCUGUUUUGGUAGCAGUGUAUUUUGUCAUGGAUGGUUUCAUUUAUGCUUGUUAUUGGCCGCCGUAGGGCGGCCUUAUCUGUAUCUGGGGGUCCUUUUUGGACUUUUUUUCCCUUCUUAAUAUAUUUUCGCGCAGCUCUCCUGCGCUUUCGAGAAAAAAAAUAAUUGCAUUUCAGCAGGUGUUACUUCAUAAAUUGUUCAGUAGGAAACAACUGGCUCAUCAAUCAUCAGGAAUGUUCUGGAGCUUACCAGAUAUCUAUUUAAAAUAGUUGAUUCACCAAAUUUUCUUUUCAAUGAUGUAUAUCAGCAGAUGUUUGAGAGGGAGAUUGGUCAUCUUAGUGCAUUGUUCCUGACCAUGGAGGAAGGCUUCCUCGCCCUCGUGUCAAGCCUGUGGGAGUCCCAGUCGAACAUCACCACGGCUGGGACGUGCUGCCUCGUCAGUGUCAUGCACGACAAGACCCUUUUCAUCGCUAACCUCGGUGACUCUGGGGCCCUUCUCGGCAAGAAGGUGGGUCGCGCUGAAUAGAUUACCGCAGAACAGUUAUCCAGUGAGCACAACACCAAUCAGGAGCCUAUCAGGCAGGAGCUCAUGAGGCAACACCCAGAUGAUGCUCAGUUUGUUGCAGAUGUAUUUCAACCUAGACGAUUUGGCAUCAAGGCUGUAGCUUGAUUGCAAAGAAAAAGAGGAAAACAAUUUUGGAAUAAAAUAACUCAAAUGCACACCCGGUGAUUGUUUUGGAGCUGCACAGGAUUUGAAUGGACAUCUUCAGGAUGUUAAGGUAGGUUGGCUCUGAAGUAGUGCAUCCUCAGAUGUGUCAUUUGUGCAGAACUGCUCUCUGAUUAUGUAGUGGAAAAAUGCUUGUGGUCAAUAGUUGGUAGUUGCCAAAACUGACAAUUAUGGUAGGGUUGAGAUGGACAGAAAGAACGCAGAUGUAACAAGCCAGCCUUGGGAAACAAAGAUAACCUUUCUCAUAUUGCCUCUUAUAUUAACUCGACAUUCUCUAAUAUUCAUGCACGCAACGUCA
Molecule: messenger RNA, 9373 nt
Organism: Zea mays
Lineage: Eukaryota; Viridiplantae; Streptophyta; Magnoliopsida; Poales; Poaceae
Exons: 3
Coding region: 1835-4708 (957 amino acids)
Molecular function (GO): zinc ion binding; nucleic acid binding
Source: RefSeq, a predicted model, not a curated record